UAUGUGAAUUGCAAUGGGAAGUGAAGAUGGAAGACAAAACGUGACGGAGCAAACCAGGCUCAAAAGCCUUACUUUAUCACCUUCUCUUACUUUUCCAAAAACAAGAAUCGCCAAACCUUGUUUAUAUCGCACCUUUUACAUCAAUCAAUUUCAAUCGCUUUUGGAAAUCUCGAGCCACCAUUGUCAUCGUUCACAUAGUCAUUCAUACCAAACCAAAACUUGUCUCACAUAUCCCCUAACUAUGUGACUAAAUGUACAUAUAUAUGUACACCCACAAAGCAAAAAAUCAUGCACCAAAUCAAUUAGUCUCCACCAACGGUUGAUUUGCUUGGUGGGUCUAGCAAAGCAUGGCUUUUUCAACGUUCCCAAGUGUGAGUAAGUGCUCCUCCAUCGGUAGGGAAAAGGACACUGUGGUUGCAGACAUGGAUGGAACCUUACUCAUAGGUCGAAGCUCUUUCCCUUAUUUUGCUCUUGUGGCCUUUGAAGCUGGUGGAAUCCUUCGGCUUUUGUUCUUUGUCUUGGCUUCUCCUAUUGCUGCCCUUCUCUACUACUUCAUCUCUGAAUCCGCUGGUAUUCAGGUUCUGAUAUUUGCUGCAAUGGCGGGGAUGAAGGUGUCGAGCAUAGAAUCAGUGGCGCGAGCGGUGCUUCCGAAGUUCUACGCGGAUGACGUUCACCCGGAGACAUGGCGGGUGUUCUCGUCGUGCGGGAAGCGGUGCGUGCUGACGGCGAAUCCGAGAGUGAUGGUGGAACCAUUCUUGAAGGAGUUUUUAGGUGCAGACGUGGUUUUGGGCACUGAGAUCAGAACUUUCAAGGGAAGAGCAACUGGGUUGGUGCGCAGGCCUGGGAUACUUGUUGGCAACAAGAAAGCUGAGGCUCUCCUCAACACUUUUGGAGAUGAGAGACCACAUGUUGGACUUGGUGAUAGACAAACUGAUGCUCCUUUCAUGGCUUUGUGCAAGGAGGGUUACAUAGUCCCACCCAAAAGUGACGUGAAAUCAGUUUCUACAGACAAGCUUCCAAAGCCCAUAAUAUUCCACGAUGGAAGACUGGUGCAGAAACCAACACCUCUCAUUGCAUUACUCACCAUUCUAUGGAUCCCCAUAGGGUUCCCCUUAGCAUGCCUUCGAAUUGCUGCAGGUUCCCUUCUGCCAAUGCACAUGGUCUACUAUGCCUUCUGGGCCCUAGGAGUUCGUGUCAUAAUCAAGGGCACCCCACCCCCAAAACUCACAAAAUCGAACCCUGAUCCUAACACUUCCGGGGUUCUCUUUAUCUGCUCCCACCGUACCCUCCUCGACCCCAUCUUCCUCUCCACCGCCCUCGGCCGCCCCAUCCCCGCCGUCACCUACUCCGUCUCCCGCCUCUCGGAGAUAAUCUCCCCCAUCAAAACCGUCCGCCUCAGCCGCGACCGCGCCACCGAUGCCGCCAUGAUAAAGAAGCUCCUCCAGGAGGGUGACCUAGCAAUCUGCCCAGAAGGCACAACCUGCAGAGAGCCCUUCCUCCUUCGAUUCUCCGCCCUGUUCGCGGAACUCACCGACGAGCUCGUCCCCGUGGCCAUGGUGAACCGCAUGAGCAUGUUCCACGGCACAACAGCAAGAGGGUGGAAGGGCAUGGACCCGUUUUACUUCUUCAUGAACCCUAGUCCCGCUUACGAAGUUACGUUCUUGAACAAAUUGCCGAAAGAGUUGACCUGUGGGUCAGGGAACAAGUCGAGCCAUGAUGUUGCGAAUUACAUACAGAGGGUGAUUGCAUCGACAUUGUCGUAUGAGUGCACUGGGUUUACGAGGAAGGAUAAGUACAGGGCACUUGCCGGGAAUGAUGGGGUUGUGGUGGAGAAGGGUCAUGUUGCUAAGGCUAACAAAGUCAUGGGUUGUUAAAUUUAGGUUGUCGUUUUUUCUUAUAUGGUUUUGUAAUGUUCAUGAACUCUUUUUUUUUUUUUCAAUUUCUUGCUUUGAAAGUGACUGAGAAAUGAAAAAAAUGAUAUUCAACACAAUAUGUUUCAGAAAUAAAUGGAAUGAUUUAUAGGAAGUUGUAUACCAACAUGUCAAAACGUAUAGAAAGAAGUUGUAUAUGAAGCUUUUAAAUUUU
Vigna radiata var. radiata (mung bean) is the source of this 2085-nucleotide messenger RNA. RefSeq names its product glycerol-3-phosphate 2-O-acyltransferase 6-like. Bases 348 to 1874 code for a protein of 508 amino acids. Gene Ontology annotation, biological process: cutin biosynthetic process. The record is from RefSeq and is a predicted model, not a curated record. Lineage: Eukaryota; Viridiplantae; Streptophyta; Magnoliopsida; Fabales; Fabaceae. Gene Ontology annotation, cellular component: membrane. Gene Ontology annotation, molecular function: glycerol-3-phosphate 2-O-acyltransferase activity; phosphatase activity. The transcript has 3 exons.